Messenger RNA from Aspergillus novofumigatus IBT 16806, 174 nucleotides. RefSeq lists its product as uncharacterized. The transcript has a single exon. NCBI's taxonomy places the organism in Eukaryota, Fungi, Ascomycota, Eurotiomycetes, Eurotiales, Aspergillaceae. The annotation marks the transcript as partial. The record is from RefSeq and is a predicted model, not a curated record. Gene Ontology annotation, molecular function: catalytic activity.
GAUAGCGGCUGCCUACUUCUAGGAGACUUUAACCUACACCAUCUAACCUGGGGCGGCAACUGUGUCCACCAUACCAACACUAGGUCUGAAAAACUACUAGAACUAACUAAUACCUGGCUGCUAGAUCUGUGGACAGAACCAGGCACCAUCACCUGGGAUGAACAGGGCCAUUAG